AUGGCACUGCAAUCAUUUGUAUAAUAAGUCAUUCUUAACAUGCUAAAUUGCAUUUCUUAAUCAGUAGAGCAUGUUAAACUAACUGUAGAGUGUAAAGGAAGCACAAUGAUAAAUGCAAUUUUAGAAUAUAGAUUUACUUUGAGACCAGAAUACUUUAUUCCAUUUUCAGAAUUCAAACAAAGCAUUACUUAAUCUUUAGAAGUAGAAUUUUAGGCAUAUAACGAUAACUCAGAAUACUUUAUCAAGUAAUAUCUUGUAUAAACAUUUCCAAAUCUAAAGGCGCUAAAGAUAACCUACGGAACGACUUAAGGAAACUUAAAAAUAGGAUACCAUCCAGAUGUAUCAGGCAAGUUUAGUGAGCAGAAUAAGCAUGAAUGA
This is a messenger RNA of Stylonychia lemnae, 378 nucleotides long. Lineage: Eukaryota; Ciliophora; Spirotrichea; Sporadotrichida; Oxytrichidae. The record is from the annotation of a GenBank genome assembly.